UGGGGGCAUUUGCUCUCUCACAUUCGACGCUUUUGUUGAGGCCAACUCCUUGAGACUAAGAUGAGUGCUGCUGGGAAAAAGGUAUCCACCAAGCAAGUUGUCUACAAAAAGACAUCCAGGGACAAGUCGGUUGCAAUGUACUUGGGAAAGAGAGACUUUGUGGAUCAUCUAGAUCAUAUCGAACCUGUGGAUGGUGUGAUUGUGGUGGACACAGGCUAUGUGAAGGACAGAAAAAUUUACUGCAGACUGAGCUGCAUUUUCCACUAUGGCAAGGAGGAUAUGGACGUCAUCGGCCAUCCAUUCAGCCGUGACCUGUAUGUGAGCACAAUCCAGAUAUACCCUCCUACCGAGGAGACAGCCCAUCCCCUGACCAAACUGCAGGAACGACUGUUGAAGAAAGUUGGAGAUAAGGCUUAUCCCUUCUGCUUCCAGCUCCCAGACCACCUUCCCUGCUCUGUCUACCUCCAACCGAGCCCCAGUGAACCAGAUAAGUGCUGCUCCGUGGAUUUUGAGAUUCUCAGUUUCUGCGUGCAAAGUUUGGAGGAUAAGAUCCAUAAAAAGAGUUCCUCACGUUUGAUGAUCCGUAAGGUGCAGUUUGCUCCGGAUAAAUCUGGGCCGCAGCCAACUGCUGAGAUAAGCCGGCACUUCCUCAUGUCAGAUGAUCCCCUGCACUUAGAGGCAUCUCUUGAUAAGGAGACUUACUACCACGGGGACCCCAUCAAUGUGAAUAUCAAGGUGAAAAAUAACUCCAACAAGUUAGCAAAGGGCGUCAAAGUAUCAGUUGAACAAUUGACCCAAGUGGUGCUGUACUCCAAAGACAAAUACGUACAGGAAGUAGCAGUGGAGGAAACAGAUGAGCAGGUGGCACCGAGUGCUUCUCUCUGCAAAACCUACACUCUCCUGCCAUUAGCUGCCAAUAACAUUGAGAAGCACGGCAUCGCAUUAGAUGGGAAACUCAAACAAGAAGAAACCAACCUGGCGUCCUCUACCAUGAUAAAGCCAGGAGUUGCCAAAGAUGUUCUGGGAAUGCUUGUCUCCUACUCAGUCAAAGUGAAGUUAACAAUACCCGGUGUGUUGGGUGAUCUGACAAGCAGUGACGUAAUAGUGGAACUACCAUUCAUGCUCAUGAACCCCAAUCCUGAUACUUCCAAAGAUGAGGAAGAUAAUGAAAUGGCCAUUGAAGAUUGUCCAGAUGUCCAAGACGCAGCGGAUGGGGAGGCCGAUGAUGAUUGACAGCCCUGACUAGCCGUGUACCAUUUGAUCACUUGCUAUCACACAACAAAGAAU
Messenger RNA from Callorhinchus milii (elephant shark), 1287 nucleotides. RefSeq names its product S-antigen visual arrestin. The coding region runs from base 61 to 1233 and encodes 390 amino acids. Lineage: Eukaryota; Metazoa; Chordata; Chondrichthyes; Chimaeriformes; Callorhinchidae. The record is from RefSeq and is a predicted model, not a curated record. Gene Ontology annotation, biological process: signal transduction; G protein-coupled receptor internalization. Gene Ontology annotation, cellular component: photoreceptor outer segment; photoreceptor inner segment. The transcript has 16 exons. Gene Ontology annotation, molecular function: G protein-coupled receptor binding.